Messenger RNA from Chrysoperla carnea, 1452 nucleotides. Its product is annotated as ethanolaminephosphotransferase 1-like. The coding region runs from base 1 to 1173 and encodes 390 amino acids. Gene Ontology annotation, cellular component: Golgi apparatus; endoplasmic reticulum membrane. Lineage: Eukaryota; Metazoa; Arthropoda; Insecta; Neuroptera; Chrysopidae. Gene Ontology annotation, biological process: phosphatidylethanolamine biosynthetic process. Gene Ontology annotation, molecular function: ethanolaminephosphotransferase activity. The record is from RefSeq and is a predicted model, not a curated record. The transcript has 10 exons.
AUGACCGAUCAUAAAUAUUUAACCAAUGAACAAUUAAAUGGAUUUGAUAAUUAUAAGUAUAGUUCCAUAGACACAAGUCCUUUAAGUAUUCAUGUGAUGCAUCCAUUUUGGAAUUAUAUUGUCACAUUAUUUCCAAAAUGGAUAGCACCGAAUUUAUUAACAUUUAGUGGUUUUCUAUUUACUGUACUAAAUUUAAUAUUAUUUACGAUAUAUGAUUAUGGAUUUCAAGCGUCCAGUGAAAGUUAUCCAGAUGUUCCACAAUUGCCAAAUUGGUUAUUUAUAGUUGCUGCAGUAAACAUUUUUUUAGCGUAUACUUUAGAUGGUAUCGAUGGUAAACAAGCCCGACGCACAAAAACUAGUGGACCAUUAGGUGAAUUAUUCGAUCAUGGUUUGGACUCAUAUACGGCUGCAAUGAUACCCGUAUCAUUAUUUAGUUUAUUUGGCCGAGAUGGUUUUUACAGUGUGUCACCAUUUCGAAUGUAUUUAAUAUGUUGGCAUGUAUUUUUAUGUUUUUUCUUAUCACAUUGGGAAAAAUACAAUACGGGUGUUUUAUUUUUACCAUGGGGAUAUGAUAUAUCAAUGUGGGGUUCUACACUAUUAUUUUUAUUAACUGGAAUAUUUUCUACAAACUUAUACAAAUUUACAUUAUUUGGUUUUCCUGGUGGUGUUGUUUUUGAAGUAGUUUUACAUAUUACAUCAUUUCUAGGCAAUGUGCCGAUUAUAUUUUUAAAUGUUUAUAAAUCAUAUGUAAACAAAACUGGAAAAAUGUUAUCAUUUUACGAAGCAAUUCGACCAUUAAUACCAAUGGGAUUCUUUUUAUUUUUAACUGGUCUGUGGGUAUUAUUUUCACCUUCAAAUAUUCUCGAUCGUGAUCCACGUGUAUUCUUCUUAUAUAUGGGAACAUUAUUCUCAAAUAUUUGUUGUCAACUUAUAAUAUCUCAAAUGAGUAAUACUCGUUGUGAAGUAUUUAAUUGGUUAUUUUUACCAAGUGGUUUAGCCGUAUUUCUAUCAUUAUGUAUAUUCAAUAAUUUCCCAUCAUUAGAAUUGCUCACAUUACACGUAUUAUGUAUUUUUGUAACAGUAUCUCAUAUACAUUAUGGAACCAGUGUGGUGCAACAAUUAUGUGAACAUUUUAAAAUUCAGUGUUUUACAAUCAAUGUAAAAGAUGAUUGACUAUUAUCGGAUGAAAUUGUAUAAAACAUAAAAUAACUACAAAAAAAAUACAAAACCGUUGACAAAAACAAAAAGUUAACGUAGGUCAUUUGGAAUAUAUAUAUAAGGUUUGUUCUUUUUGUCUCGGUGCAAAACGCUGAAUGUAAGUAGAAAAGGAUAGUAAAUUUACAGUAUAUACAGUGUGUCUCCGGAUAGAAGUAACUAUACUUGUAAAUUUUCUUAUUUUGCAUUUUAAGAAAAAAAUUCGUUCUUUAUAAGAAGUUUUGCUUAUUAUGAAAA